AACUGCUAUUUGUUGUGUUUUCCUUCCAGGGCAUCAUGAGUGAAGCCCCCUGCAGAAAACGUGAUGACUAUUUGGAGUGGCCCGAGUAUUUCAUGGCGGUGGCCUUCUUAUCGGCACAGAGAAGCAAAGAUCCAAAUUCCCAGGUUGGAGCCUGCAUCGUGAACGCAGAAAACAAGAUUGUCGGCAUCGGGUACAAUGGGAUGCCCAACGGGUGCAGCGAUGACCUGUUGCCUUGGAGGAGGACAGCGGCCAAUAAGCUGGACACCAAAUACCCUUACGGUAGGGCAUGCUCGUGUUCCAUUCUGCUCAGUGGCACAGCCUGGGGGAGUGCUUAA
Molecule: messenger RNA, 335 nt
Organism: Manis javanica (Malayan pangolin)
Lineage: Eukaryota; Metazoa; Chordata; Mammalia; Pholidota; Manidae
Source: RefSeq, a predicted model, not a curated record